Messenger RNA from Nicotiana attenuata, 1466 nucleotides. Its product is annotated as DNA polymerase zeta processivity subunit-like. NCBI's taxonomy places the organism in Eukaryota, Viridiplantae, Streptophyta, Magnoliopsida, Solanales, Solanaceae. Gene Ontology annotation, molecular function: RNA binding. The record is from RefSeq and is a predicted model, not a curated record. The transcript is spliced from 2 exons. Gene Ontology annotation, cellular component: zeta DNA polymerase complex. The coding region runs from base 88 to 1290 and encodes 400 amino acids.
CAUUUUAUCAUUUUCUCCAACUAAGCGCUGUCCAACUUGUUCCCCUCUUCCUUGCUGCAGCGAACUCCACACUGACGGAAUCAAAUUAUGCAUAAAUGUAUGAGGAUCUUCUCGCUAAUUGAGUCUCGAAAAUGGUUUACAUUCGAUGGAAGGCAAAGAUUAUGCCAUCCACUGCCAUCCGUGAGAGUUGGACAUAUGUGGGUGCAAAUCAUGUUCAAAACCAGUGGAGGAAGGAGGCCUAAGAAGAAAACAUACUAUAGAGUAAAUGAACUAGACAGAGUCAUGGAGCUUCAGAAGAAACCAUCAUUGAUUUUACGCCUAAAAUCCAUCAUUCAAUCACAGAAAAACCAAUGCCUCCUUCUUAGAGACCUUGAGAAGGAAGUUGGAUUUGUGCAAAAGUGGAAUUUCAUGGGUAUAAUUGAGAAAUAUCCUUCGAUAUUCCGUGUCACUGGUGGUAAUAGAAUUCCACCGAUGGUUAUGCUCGCCGAAAAAGCUGAUAAAGUUGCAUUAGAAGAAAGUGAAGCAAGAGCGCAAAUGGAACCCAUUUUAGUCAAGAAUCUAAGGAAGUUGUUAAUGUUGUCGGUUGAUUGCAUGCUGCCACUGGAAACCAUUCAACUGAUUGAGAAUGAAUUGGGCUUGCCUAGUGACUUCGAGCAGUCGCUUGUUCCAAAAUACCCACAAUUUUUCUCAGUGAAAGAUGUCAAUGGAAGAACUUUCCUUCAAUUGGAGAAUUGGGAUUCUUCACUAGCAGUCACUGCCCGGGAGGAAAGGUUGGUGCAUGAAGGGGUCCUGACUUCGAAAGUGCAGGCUAGAAUAUUGAAAGAUGGAAACUAUGUUGGCCCUUUUGCGUUUCAAUUACGUUAUCCUGCUGGCUUCAGGCCAAAUGUGAACUACCUCAAGGAAGUUCAGAAGUGGCAGAAGAUGGAGUUCCCUUCUCCAUACUUGAAUGCCAGAAGAUUUGAACUUGCUGAUCCCAAAGCUCAAAAAAGAGUGGUAGCUGUGCUUCAUGAGUUCCUCAGUUUGACUAUGGAAAAGAGGUUGACAUCUGGUCAAAUAGAUGCAUUUCAUUCCGAGUUUCGGUUACCAGCUAGACUUCUGCUUUGCUUAAUCAAACAUCAUGGUAUAUUCUACAUUACUAAUAAAGGUGCCAGGAGUACUGUGAUACUUAAAGAGGCUUAUGAUGGGUCUACUUUAAUUUGUAAAUGCCCUCUUUUAUUGUUUAGGGAUAAAUUUCUAGAACUCACAGGCAGAAGAGGCAUCGAUUCAUGUAUCAGUGUUCCUUCAUCGUAGGUUAAUAAGAAUAUUGGUGGAUAAGACAAAAUCAUGGUUUUCUUACAGUUCCUGAAGAAUUAUUACAGUGGUGCAGUUGAGGCUUAUCGCUGUUGUAGGUUGUUUUCUGUUUCCCUUUUUGCAUUCCGGCUCUGCCUUCUGGUGCCUAGUUAUCAAAACGCAUCUAAAGUGUCAUC